AGGCCAGGUGCGCGGACCCAGAGAGGCGCGGUGGCCCUGGACCGCCCGCCCCGCGCUCCCCCGGCUAGUUCAAGGCCAUGCCUCCGCUCUGGGCCCUGCUGGCCCUCGGCUGCCUGCGGCUCGGCUUGGGUGUGAACCUCAAGCCCCAGCUGGCCAGUGUGACCUUUGCCACCAACAACCCCACCCUCACCACCGUGGCCUUGGAAAAGCCUCUCUGCGUGUUCGACAGCUUGGCGGCUCUGGAUGGCCCCUGCGAGGUCUACCUCUAUGUCCUGGUUGACUUAGCCAGCUCCAGGAACGCCUCCGUGCAGGACGCCACCGAGACCCCGCUGAGCUCCACCUUCCAGCAAACGGAGGGGGGAAGGACAGGCCCCUAUAAGGCAGCGGCCUUCGACCUGACUCCCUGUGGUGACCUGCCCAGCCUGGAUGCCGUGGGGGAUGUGGCCCGGGCCUCAGAAAUCCUGGACGCCUACCUCGUCAGGGUGGGCGCCAAUGUCACCUGCCUGUCAGACCCCAACUUCCACGGCCUCUGCAACCCGCCCCUGUCGGGGGCCACGGAGUACAGGUGGGCGGUCCCUUUUGUGGUAUCAAGGACCAGGCUGGGAAUAGUGGAAGGCAAACAUUCUACCAGGACAAAUGGGUUCAAGUACGUCCUCCUCAACAUGUCCACGGGCUUGGUUCAGGACCAGACCCUAUGGUCCGACCCCAUCCGCACCAACAGGCUCACCCCCUACUCAGCGAUCGACACGUGGCCGGGCCGGCGGAGCGGGGGCAUGAUCGUCAUCACGUCCAUCCUGGGCUCCCUGCCCUUCUUCCUGCUCCUCGCCUUUGCCGGCGCCAUUGUCCUCAGCCUCCUGGACGUGGGCGGUUCUGAUGGGGAAACCACACACGACUCCCAGAUCACGCAGGAGGCCGUCCCCAAGUCCCUGGGGACCUCGGAGCCCGCAUACACGUCUGUGAACCGGGGGCCGCCGCUGGACAGGGCUGAGGCCUAUGCCACCAAGCUGCAGGACUGAGGCCGGGGGGUGUGCGGGCCGCGGGUGCUCAGGGCCCGACUCUACCCAUGGUGGAACGGGGCGCGGUGGUCCAGCCUGUCGGAAAACUGUUAAUAAAAUCUCCCCACGAGUUUGAGUUCAAAAUGAA
Molecule: messenger RNA, 1143 nt
Organism: Suricata suricatta (meerkat)
Lineage: Eukaryota; Metazoa; Chordata; Mammalia; Carnivora; Herpestidae
Gene: UPK3A
Product: uroplakin 3A
Exons: 7
Coding region: 78-1016 (312 amino acids)
Source: RefSeq, a predicted model, not a curated record